Molecule: messenger RNA, 1362 nt
Organism: Meleagris gallopavo (turkey)
Lineage: Eukaryota; Metazoa; Chordata; Aves; Galliformes; Phasianidae
Source: RefSeq, a predicted model, not a curated record
AUGGCCAAAAGAGUGCAAAAGUCUCGUGGACAAAUGGCUGGGGCAGGCUGCGAGGCCGUAGUGCUGUGCUGGGAAUCUGCUCUGUGUUAUUCAAGAGCCCUUUGCUUCCCAGAUGUACGGUGGGGGCAGUGGCAAGAUUUAAUGCAAGCCAUUAAGAAAGGUGGAGUAAACUAUAAGGAGGCAGAACCCAGUUCAGUGAGACCUCCUUCCUCCCAUCACUGCAGGAUCCUCCACUUCCCGCAGCAAAGCAGACGCCUUCGCAGGAGGACUGAGAGCUUCCCAGGCACCUCUGGCCGUGCAGGAGUAGACAUGACGACAGGAAGGAUCUGCUGCCUGGUGCUGCUGACCCUCGGGGUGCUGGCGGCCGUGGUUGUGCUCCUGGUCACCCUGACUCAACCCAAGUGUGGUCCUCAGCAGUACCUGCAUGGUGCUGUGGCUGCUGACACCGAGAUCUGCUCUAACAUCAGCCGGGACAUCCUGAAAAGAGGAGGCUCAGCUGUGGAUGCUGCCAUCGCUGGUUUGAUCUGCACAUCAGUGAUGAACCCUCAGAGUUCAGGCCUCGGUGGUGGAGUCGUAUUUACAAUCUAUAAUGCAAGCACAGGAACAGUCGAGGUGAUCAAUGCCCGUGAAACAGCUCCCCAAGGCAUUCCUAGCAAUCUGUUGUCUGGCUGUGCUCGUUUACCCAUCGGUCCCCAGUGGAUUGCUGUACCAGGAGAAAUUCGUGGGUAUGAAGAAGCCCAUAAGCGAUACGGCCGCUUGCCAUGGAAAUCCCUGUUUGAACCAACCAUCGAACUCCUUUCACACCCACUUGUUGUUUCCCCAGUUAUGGACAAAAUAAUCAAUCACCAAAACUUCUCCCAAGUGGGAAGAAGCCUGUGCCCAUUGAUUUGUGAUGGUCAGAAGUUUUUGACAUCUGGAAAGACCUUCAGGUGGCCAGCUCUGCAGAAGACGCUGAAAAUUUUGGCCGAAAAUGGAGCUACAGCGUUUUAUGAGGGACAGAUAGGAAAGGCCCUGGUGGAAGACAUUAGGAAAGUUGGGUCUGUUAUCUCAAUGGAGGACCUUAAGGCAUACAAAGCAGAAGUAUCCUCAGCUCUGAACAUUACCCUGAACAAAAACACCACUGUGUUUUCUCCUCCUCCACCCUUGGGAGGUGCUGUGCUACUGUUCAUCCUCAAGAUAUUGGAAGAGUAUAAAUUCCAUGAGGCAUCAUUGUCGACACCAAAGGAAAAGGGGGAAACCUACCAUAUUAUUGCAGAGGCCUUGAAGUUUGGCAAUAUGCUAAAACCUGAGAUGAAAGACCCAACUUUCUCUGAAGUUAAGACGUGUCGCUGGCUGCUUCAGUCCAUUUACAUGGAACACUAA